CUAACACUUUCUGAGUUGAAUGCCUAUCGAAAUGUUCAUUAUUUGGCUCGUGUUUGUUGGUUAAAUCUUGAAAUUUGUCUACCAAGGCUAAUGAAUCCAUUGAUGACAAUUUUUAUUUUCUUAACACAACUAAUUUGUUGAUGUAUCUUUUCAACUGAAAAUAUUAACCUAAUCUUACCAUUUGAUGAGAAACCUUUGGUGUUGUUAUCCAAUAGCUUGUAACGGGUCAAAAAUGUGAAUCGCCGUUGUUGUGCCAUUGAUUUUUAUUGCCACAGUUUUAAUGAAGUUUGCAACAUAAAAAAGAAGAAGAAGAAGAAAAAAAAACCAACGCAAAACCUACUUUUGAAAUUGCCAGUUGCUGUUUUUUCAUAUAUGUUUCAUUUUUGUUUUAGAUUGCAUGUGAUUUUAUUCGUCGUCUCAUUCGUUGAGUUGGUUUGGUGAAUCGAACGCAUUUCGUUCGACGCUUGUGAUUUUUUUUUAUAGUUUCAUUGCACAAAUUCGAAAAAGUUAACCAGAUAAUAAUUCAAUUAAAAUAAUAUUCACGAAACAUCCAUUAAACACUCUCAUCCAUUUUAUUUCCUGCAUCAGAAAAAUGACGGCAACGAAGAAAUUUUUUUCAAUUUUUCUUGUAGUGGGUUUUAUGGUGACAAUGAAAACAUUUGCAACUGAAGAUCCGGUAUCGUUAGUUUUGCGAUUGAUACAAAAUAAUUUGGUCGGUGCUCCGGUCGUACAUCAAGUGACAGAAUGGGAAUUCGAUCCUGACGUAGCGGUUCGACGACGUGAAUUAUUCCAGCAGGUCAAUGGCUUUCGUGGCGAAAAAUUGAUCGAACGCAUCGGACUCGGCACAGACGGCUUGCACAACGUCCGUUUGGCUCUUCAACGUGAACGAGAUGAAGGAUUGCUAGGAGGGACUAUACAUCAAAUAAAGCAAGGCGACAAUAUCGUUGAAUAUUAAUCAAUUUGUUGAAAAAAUUACAUUUAAGAAAUGUUACAAUAAAACGGAAGUCACGA
This is a messenger RNA of Sitodiplosis mosellana (orange wheat blossom midge), 1011 nucleotides long. RefSeq lists its product as uncharacterized. The coding region runs from base 593 to 955 and encodes 120 amino acids. Lineage: Eukaryota; Metazoa; Arthropoda; Insecta; Diptera; Cecidomyiidae. The transcript has 2 exons. The record is from RefSeq and is a predicted model, not a curated record.